Zymoseptoria tritici IPO323 is the source of this 1222-nucleotide messenger RNA. RefSeq lists its product as uncharacterized. The record is from RefSeq and is a predicted model, not a curated record. The coding region runs from base 1 to 1011 and encodes 336 amino acids. NCBI's taxonomy places the organism in Eukaryota, Fungi, Ascomycota, Dothideomycetes, Mycosphaerellales, Mycosphaerellaceae. The transcript is spliced from 3 exons.
AUGGCUCCUCACGCAAACGAUCCGAUUCCAGACUCUGGCGUCGACCUCAUCCAGCACGACGGCAAGAAACACGGAGACUGGCGCGACGACUUUCACCGCGAUGGAUUCGCCAUCAUCAAGAAUGUCGUCGAUUCAGAGAGGGCCGGAUACUACCGUCAGAAGCAGAUCGAGUGGCUCCAAAGUUUUGGCCUGGGAUUCGACCCCAACGACGAAUCGACCUGGACGAGCGAACACUUGCCUGUUUCCUUCAAAGGCGGAAUGUACUUCUCGUACUGCUCAAGUCACGAGAAGUUUGUAUGGGAAGCCAGGUUGGAGCCGAAGGUGCAACAAGUUUUCCAACAGCUGUGGGGAACGGACGAACUUCUGUCUUCCUUCGACGGCAUGAACAUCACUCUUCCGAGGCAAAAGGAUCUCACAUGGAGUCCCUGGCCACACUGCGAUCAAAGUCCAGAGCGCAAAGGAAUGCAGUGCGUUCAGGGUCUCCUCAACUAUCAGCCAAACGGUCCCAAUGAUGGCGGCUUGAUUGUAAUGAAAGGAAGCAGCAAACUGUUCGACCAGUUCUUCGCCGAGAAGAGAGAGCAAGACGACCACGAGGAUAAGCCUCCAGAGGAAGCAAACUUCAAGGAUCUCUUCAUCUUCAGGGAGCAAGAUGUGCAAUGGUUCAAAGACCAUGGUUGUGAACUGGUCAAGGUGAAUAUGGAGCCUGGAGACAUGGCUGUCUGGGAUUCCCGCACUAUGCAUUAUGCCUGCUUCCCGCAGGGAGAUCUCAUCCGGCAUGUGCAAUAUGUCUGCAUGACUCCUGCCAAGUUUGCCAAACCAGACGAUCUGAAGCUAAAAGGCGAGCUCUUCAAGAGGUGGCAAGGCACUACCCACUGGCCACAUUGCAACAUUCGCGAGACUGGCUUGCCCAUGAGGAAUGGUGAAGUCGAUCCUCUGAACCGCACUGAGCCCCUGGAGAAGCCUGAAAUCAACAAGCGAAUGCUACAGCUCGCCGCAGUGGAGGCUUACUGAUCGAGAGAGUUUGUUCGGAUAUGAUCGAGAUCCGUUGCUUGCAGAUUCCUGCCUCUUCUCUAGUUGCCGAUAACACAGUUACGAGGCUCUGUGGCUACCACGUAGACAUUGUGCUGACAAGAGACCGUUGCAGCUUCGAGAUCGAGACCUGAGUGACUUCCACUUAACGACGGUAGAAUGUAUCUUGAAUCAAAUUGUGAUUAGAGAAUCG